Copidosoma floridanum is the source of this 880-nucleotide messenger RNA. RefSeq names its product proteasome alpha2 subunit (gene Prosalpha2). Gene Ontology annotation, cellular component: proteasome core complex; proteasome core complex, alpha-subunit complex. Lineage: Eukaryota; Metazoa; Arthropoda; Insecta; Hymenoptera; Encyrtidae. Gene Ontology annotation, biological process: ubiquitin-dependent protein catabolic process. The record is from RefSeq and is a predicted model, not a curated record.
UGUUGUUGGAUGCCGAAAAAGAUCGGUGCUUCUUUUAUGUGUCGGUUUAACAAUUCCUGAAAAGAUUUCUGAAUCAUGGCUUCUGAACGUUACAGUUUUUCGCUCACGACUUUCAGUCCUUCUGGAAAGCUUGUACAGAUUGAAUAUGCUCUGGCAGCGGUGGCAGCAGGUGCACCUAGUGUAGGAAUCAAGGCUGCAAAUGGUGUUGUGCUUGCGACAGAGAACAAACACAAAUCGAUUCUAUAUGAUGAGCACAGUGUGUCGAAAGUUGAAAUGAUCACAAGAUACAUUGGCAUGGUUUACAGUGGAAUGGGUCCUGACUACAGACUGCUAGUCAAGCAGGCACGUAAAAUGGCCCAGCAAUACUAUCUGGUUUACAAAGAGGAAAUUCCCACUGCCCAGCUUGUACAUCGUGUUGCUAUGUUGAUGCAAGAGUAUACUCAGUCUGGUGGCGUGAGACCGUUUGGAGUGUCUCUGUUGGUUUGUGGAUGGGACAAGGGAAAGCCCCACCUGUUCCAGUGUGAUCCAUCUGGUGCCUACUUUGCCUGGAAAGCCACUGCAAUGGGCAAGAAUUACGUGAAUGGCAAAACAUUCUUGGAAAAGCGAUACAGUGAAGAUCUUGAACUGGAUGAUGCCGUCCACACUGCUAUUUUGACCUUGAAGGAAGGCUUUGAGGGACAGAUGACAGAAAAUAAUAUUGAAGUCGGUAUUUGUGAUGCCAAUGGUUUUAGAAGGCUGGACCCCUCGAACGUCAAAGACUACCUUGCCAAUAUUCCCUAAUUUAAUAACUAUAUUUUUGAUAUUUAUAACGUUUUCACGGUUGUAUGCAUUCGAUGAAACACAUAAUUGAAAAUUUAAAAAAUAAAUACUGUUUCUUUUA